Molecule: messenger RNA, 981 nt
Organism: Fulvia fulva
Lineage: Eukaryota; Fungi; Ascomycota; Dothideomycetes; Mycosphaerellales; Mycosphaerellaceae
Product: 2-oxoglutarate-dependent dioxygenase
Exons: 1
Coding region: 1-981 (326 amino acids)
Source: RefSeq, a predicted model, not a curated record
AUGACGGACACCGAAUCCAACAUACCAGUCGUCGACCUGUCAUGGGCGUCAGACCCUGUCAAAAAGCAAGCACUGCUCAAACAGUUACGCGCCGCAUUAUUUGACGUCGGCUUCCUGUACAUCAUCAAUCAUGGCGUGGCGAAGUCCACGACAGAUCAGCUCGCAAGCUUACUUCCACAUCUAUUCGCUCUUCGGCAUACCAAGAAAGCCGCCUGGAGCAAAACCAACAGUCCCCAUUUCCUUGGCUACAGUGGUUUCGCAGAGGAGACUACCCUUGGAAGACAAGAUCUCAGAGAACAGUUUGAUUUCGCCACUGAGCUUCCCGUAGUCUACAACGAGCGCAAAGAUAUCGGGACCAAUGCCCAUCAGACUGACACGGGCUCAAGCAAUGGCACAACGUGUCACCGCGACCUCAGCAAGCUGUAUUGGCGCCUACGAGGACCAAAUCAAUGGCCAUCGGAAGAAGACGUCCCAGGAUUUCGUGAGGCCUUGACAAAUUACCACGACGCAUUACAAGCCCUGUCUUGCCGCUUCGUCAACUUGAUCGAGGAGGCUUUCAACAUUCCCGUUGGCACAUUCGACCACUUCUUUGGUCUGCCAAGCCAGAGUAAUCCUACAUCCGUCGACGCACCGAAGAGGUCUUUUCUGCCGCCUCAACACCGAAUCAAGCUCUGUCGCUACCCACCCGCGGAUCCUCAAAGCAAUGGUGGUCAAGGUGUUGGCGCUCACAAGGACUCCUCCGGCUGGUUGACAUUUCUGUAUCAGGUCGGCAAUGAGCCCGGCCUUGAGGUGCUUUCAUCGUCAGGUCAUUGGCUUCCAGUGAAGCCCAUUGAGGGAUGCUUCGUUGUCAAUGUUGGUAAUGCUUUCGAGGCUGCGACCGAGGGUACUGUGAAGGCCACGAUCCACAGAGUCAUCGCGCCGGCCCAAGCAGUAAUGUUCGGUACUCCAUCCCAUUCUUUCAAGGGCUCCCUCUUGACAUGA